ACCUCUUGUCAUUUUUGAACAUUGGACUUUGUAACCUAGAUUUAAGUUUAUUAAAUUAUUUAAUAAAUAAAAACAGAUUUCCUGAACAAAAUCUUGCUUAUCAAAAUGUUUGCACCCAAUAGCAGGCAUUUAUUUUUGUCUGGACAGCUGCGUCGUUUGCAAAGUACUUUAGUGCUCGCCGAGCACAACAAUGAGGUACUAUCUCCAGCAACCCAAAAUACAUUGAAUGCUGCCAAGAAAAUUGGAGGUGAUGUCUCAGUGCUUGUGGCUGGAACCAAAUGUGGACCUGCUGCAGAAUCCAUUGCUAAGGCAAAUGGUAUAUCUAAAGUUUUAGUGGCUGAGAGUGAUGUCUUUAAAGGUUUUACUGCUGAAACCCUGACUCCUCUGAUUUUGGCUACACAAAAACAGUUCAAAUUCACUCAUAUCUUAGCACCAGCAACUGCUUUCGGAAAGACGGUGCUGCCACGAGUUGCGGCCAAGCUUGAUGUGUCACCAAUAACUGAUAUCAUUGGUAUCAAGGAUGCUAAUACCUUUGUGAGAACAAUUUAUGCUGGUAACGCUAUAUUAACCCUUGAGGCCAAAGAUCCUAUCAAGGUCAUCACUGUUCGUGGUACAGCAUUCCCUGCAGAGCCGUUGGAGGGAGGGUCUGCAGCAAUUGAUAAAGCACCUGAGGGCGACUAUAAGACUGAUCUGGUUGAAUUUUUAAAGCAGGAAUUGACCAAAUCUGACAGACCAGAACUCACUAGUGCUAAGAAUAUUGUAUCUGGUGGACGAGGCUUGAAGUCUGGUGACAACUUCAAGUUGUUGUAUGAUCUAGCUGAUAAGUUGAAUGCGGCCGUGGGUGCCUCUCGUGCAGCUGUCGAUGCUGGCUUUGUACCCAAUGACCUACAGAUUGGACAGACUGGCAAGAUUGUUGCUCCUGACUUGUACAUCGCUGUAGGCAUCAGUGGUGCUAUUCAGCACUUGGCCGGCAUGAAAGACUCCAAAACCAUUGUAGCAAUCAACAAAGAUCCUGAAGCUCCGAUUUUCCAGGUGUCAGACUACGGUUUAGUCGCGGACUUGUUCAAGGCUGUUCCAGAACUGACUUCAAAGUUGUAAAUACUGUUCUCAGCCAUUAUUUAGAAGCAAACCAAGAAAUUUAUAUAGAAAAAUAAUUUGUAUCUUUUGUAAAUUUUAUGUAUGUUACCUAAAAUUUGUAUCUACAUUUUACACUGUUAUAAAAAUCGGAGCUAGGUAUAUUGAUAAGAAAUAAAUAUCGUUUUACUGUUUUAA
Molecule: messenger RNA, 1272 nt
Organism: Bombyx mandarina (wild silkworm)
Lineage: Eukaryota; Metazoa; Arthropoda; Insecta; Lepidoptera; Bombycidae
Gene: wal
Product: electron transfer flavoprotein subunit alpha wal
Biological process (GO): fatty acid beta-oxidation using acyl-CoA dehydrogenase
Cellular component (GO): mitochondrion
Molecular function (GO): flavin adenine dinucleotide binding; electron transfer activity
Source: RefSeq, a predicted model, not a curated record